UGGACGCCACUGAACUGCCCUUUCUUCUUCCUUGUCUGUAAUGGCGUGAGAGUUGUCACUCUGCUGCAACCAGACCUCUCUCUCCCUUUCUUUCUUUCUCUCUCCUCCGACAAACCACACCGAAACUGAAAAAGAGGACCGAACUCUCAGAGAGAGAGAGAGAGAGAUUUUUCCGAAUUUCCAUGGAAGACGAAAUGGAAUGAGAUGAAACACAAUACAAUUUUCCGCAAAGCUAUGCAGACAUUUGACCUGUGCGUUGUGACCGUUCAUCUCCUCUCUCCGCCGACAUGCAUUAUGGUGAGCUUGGGGCGCCGACGUUGAAGAUCUUGCUCUUGAUCUUUUGAUUCGGCUUUGUUUAUUUCCAAUUCCUUUGUUUUCUUUUGAAUAUCCAUCGCUGCCGACGAAGGUCUUUGUAUUGUCAACCGCCUGAGGAACGACUUCGUUCUCUUAUACAUCAUUUUAAUCGGUGGCAGUGCUUUGAGAUUCCGAGUUUGGCAAAUUCUUAUGUAUUGAGUUAGAGAUUAAACGGAUACUUUGUUUUUGGACUUUUUGACUGUUGGAGAGUUCAAGUUUGAUUGAGAGUUUUGAGAGACAAAUAUGUCUUCAUGGGAUACGCUUGGGGAGUUAGCCAAUGUGGCCCAGCUUACGGGCAUCGAUGCAGUUCGUUUGAUUUCUAUGAUAGUGAAAUCGGCAAGCACUGCACGAAUGCACAAAAAGAAUUGCAGGCAAUUUGCUCAGCACCUGAAGUUGAUUGGAAACCUGCUGGAGCAACUUAAGAUCUCGGAACUUAAGAGGUAUCCUGAGACUCGGGAGCCUCUAGAACAGCUUGAAGAUGCUUUAAGAAAGUCGUAUAUUUUGGUCAACAGCUGCCAGGAUCGCAGCUAUCUCUAUCUGCUUGCCAUGGGAUGGAACAUUGUAUAUCAAUUCAGGAAGGCCCAGAAUGAAAUUGACAGAUACCUGCGCCUUGUUCCUUUGAUUACACUCGUUGACAAUGCCAGAGUCAGGGAGAGACUAGAGGAUAUUGAAAAGGAUCAGCACGAAUAUACUUUGGAUGAUGAUGACAAAAGAAUUCAUGAAGUAAUUCUGAACCCAGAACCUUCGACAGACGAGGCAAUGGUGUUGAAAAAAUCUCUUUCUUGUUCUUAUCCGAACUUGCCUUUCAACAAAGCACUACAAAAAGAAAAUGAGAAGCUCCAGCUAGAACUACAACGGUCACAAGCUAAUCUGAAUGUUGGUGAAUGUGAGGUUAUUCAACGUUUGAUAAGUGUCACUGAAUCUGUAGCUGCAACUUCUAGUCAUGAGAAACAUUCACCUGAAAGAGCCCACAAAGUAGUGGAAAAUACGCAUGUAGAUGCCAACAAUGGACAUUCAUCUGAUGAAAGUUACUAUAAAAAUAUUGAUACUCAUACAACCUCAAGAAAAAAUUCUUCUGUUUCAUCAGGACAUGGUCUGCUCUCAAUCAGGGGUUCUGAUGGGUAUGGUGAAUGGCACACUGACUUACUUGAUUGUUGUGCAAAACCUUCUCUGUGUCUUAAGACUUUUUUCUAUCCUUGUGGGACUUUUUCAAGGAUUGCUACUGUUGCAACCGAUAGGCAUACAUCACCAGGAGAAGCAUGUAAUGAUUUGUUGGCAUAUACAUUGAUACUAUCGUGCUGUUGCUAUACUUGCUGUGUUAGAAGAAAGCUUCGCAAGAUGCUGAACAUCACGGGAGGUUAUGUUGAUGACUUUCUCUCCCAUCUUUUGUGUUGCUGCUGUGCCCUAGUACAAGAAUGGCGAGAAGUCGAGAUACGCGGGGUUUACGGUCCUGAAAAGACUAAGACAAGCCCUCCACCCUCUCAAUACAUGGAAUCCUAAAGUACACUUGACACAUUCAACCGUCACACAGUCUCACAAGUAUUUUCGAUUCAUGAUCGAGUUAUGUAAUGUAUACAGGUAAAGUUGUUAUAUAAUGUAUAGAAGAGUAAAGUUGUUAUGUAAUGUAUACGGGUAAAGUUAUAGCUAGCAUGUAACUGAAAGCAAGCCUACUUCUUACAUCGUAAUGUUAGUAUGAUAUUACAUCCUCAUGUUUCUA
This is a messenger RNA of Cucurbita maxima (winter squash), 2071 nucleotides long. Its product is annotated as protein MID1-COMPLEMENTING ACTIVITY 1-like. The transcript is spliced from 8 exons. Gene Ontology annotation, biological process: cell surface receptor signaling pathway. The coding region runs from base 598 to 1854 and encodes 418 amino acids. Lineage: Eukaryota; Viridiplantae; Streptophyta; Magnoliopsida; Cucurbitales; Cucurbitaceae. The record is from RefSeq and is a predicted model, not a curated record.